Molecule: messenger RNA, 1045 nt
Organism: Tribolium madens (black flour beetle)
Lineage: Eukaryota; Metazoa; Arthropoda; Insecta; Coleoptera; Tenebrionidae
Product: D-arabinitol dehydrogenase 1-like
Exons: 4
Coding region: 1-1014 (337 amino acids)
Molecular function (GO): oxidoreductase activity; zinc ion binding
Source: RefSeq, a predicted model, not a curated record
AUGAACGCACUCCGGUUUACAUCAAACACGAAAAAUGUGGCACUUACCAAAAUUCCAAUACCGGCAAUAACUCACCCGAAAGAAGUGUUAAUAAAAAUUGCUUACUCGGGGGUUUGUGGGACCGAUUUGCACAUAAUUAGCGGAGAGUUUCCGUGCAACUCCCAGGUAACCCUCGGCCACGAAUUCUCAGGCACUGUGGUGGCUUUUGGCCCCUACGUCACCAACCUCACCCCCGGCGACCUUGUAGUAGUCGAUCCAAACAGCGGUUGCCACAAAUGCCGCUUCUGUCACUCCGGUAAGCCCCAUUUUUGCCCAUCUGGGGGUUUUUAUGCCAAUCUGGGGGUAAAAAACGACGGAGGAUGGGCCGAAUACUGUCUUUGUUGCGUCGAACAAGUGCACAAACUGUCUGGGAUUCCCCUGAAAACUGCAGCUUUGGUUGAACCCUUGUCUUGUGUAGCACAUGGAUGGGACUUGAUUUCGCCCAUUAGUGUUGGAGAGGAGAUUCUAGUCGUGGGGGCUGGUAUUAUAGGGAUUUUGUGGACGUGUUUGUUACACUUGCACGGUCAUAAAAAACUAACUCUUGUAGAAAAAAAUCCGGCUAGAAGAGAAUUAUUAAAAAAGUUGCAACAAGAAUUGGGUUUUAAACUCGUAGGGGCUUUAGAAUUGGUCGGAAAGUUUGACUUGAUCGUUGAUUGUACAGGCCAUGGUCCUGCAAUUGAAUCCGGAGUGAAACUUUUGAAUUUCGGCGGGAAAAUGUGUAUUUUUGGGGUGGCGCCACCUGGCGAUAGGAUUGAGGUUUCCCCGUUUGAGAUUUAUAUGAAAGAAUUGACAAUAAUGAGUGUGAAAGUCAAUUCGUUUUCGUUUCCCAAAGCUAUAGCUUUAGUCGAGGCGUUAGCCGAGCGGUACUUGGAUUAUGACAAAUUAGGAGUAAAGCUUUUCAAAUUGGAGGAAUAUCAAAGAGCUAUCGAUUGUUUGAAGAAUGGGGUAAUAACAAAAGCGGUUUUUCAAGUUUAAUUCUUUUCGAAUCUGGCAAUAAAAUUACUGA